CUACUGAAGUGCGACGUGUGCCAGGAUUCCUACCAUGCAAAAUGUCUCAGUGAUAACCAUCCCACUGAGCCAUCUAAGAAUAAACAGAUAUGGGUUUGUUCAAAGUGCGUUCGUUGCAGAAGUUGCGGUACUAGGGUACCGACUCCUAUAAACACGUCAUCAUCUUCCUCUUUGCUAGUAUCACUCUGGAGCCAUGAUUUUUCUCUCUGUUAUACCUGUGGAGAUAUGAUGGAUAAAGGAAACUUCUGUCCAGUUUGUCACAAAUGUUAUCAGGAGGAUGAUUGGGAAUCUCAAAUGAUCCAGUGCUCCUCGUGCAAUAGCUGGGUCCAUGCUAAGUGCGAACAACUCAAUGAUGAGAUGUACCAAGUAGUUGUCCACAUGGCAGAGGACGUUCCGUUCACUUGCAAGGAGUGC
This is a messenger RNA of Helobdella robusta, 414 nucleotides long. RefSeq lists its product as hypothetical. Lineage: Eukaryota; Metazoa; Annelida; Clitellata; Rhynchobdellida; Glossiphoniidae. The annotation marks the transcript as partial. The record is from RefSeq and is a predicted model, not a curated record. Gene Ontology annotation, molecular function: histone H3K4 methyltransferase activity. Gene Ontology annotation, cellular component: histone methyltransferase complex. The transcript has 4 exons. Gene Ontology annotation, biological process: positive regulation of DNA-templated transcription.